AUGUCCGUCCAAAGCGAAAGUUGUGGUGAUGUUCAAGGAGCAUGCACCCCGGAUCCUGCGAGUCCGUGCUUAGAGUUGAGCGCUCCACCUCCAGUGCUUGACCUUACUCCACAACAGAAAAGGAAGAUUGUCAGUUGCCCAACAGUUCCCUUGAAGCCAGCAUAUCCAAAGUUCAUUCUCAAAUAUCACAUACAGAAAAGCUUCUUCGGGAGGCUGAAGCCAAGUACAAGUACUAUCCACUCUUCUGCAAAUCGCUUCCAUUCUGGGAAAAGAGCCGUUGCCCCUGACGUUGUUCUCUACAGCUCAGGUUACCCGGCGAAUAUUCAAGCUCCUGACCCUGCCAUCAUAGUGAAACGCCAUAUUCGCCUACUUCAUGAAUACAACGAAAUUAAGGAUGUCGCACAGGGUCUACUGGGAUUGAUUGCGGAGGCCCGCGGAGUGAGACAUGUUGAAGUGCAAAAGGAGUUCGGUGUUGGUGGGAACGAUUGA
Molecule: messenger RNA, 489 nt
Organism: Ophidiomyces ophidiicola
Lineage: Eukaryota; Fungi; Ascomycota; Eurotiomycetes; Onygenales; Onygenaceae
Exons: 2
Coding region: 1-489 (162 amino acids)
Biological process (GO): meiotic joint molecule formation; double-strand break repair via homologous recombination; meiotic DNA recombinase assembly involved in reciprocal meiotic recombination
Cellular component (GO): Swi5-Swi2 complex; Swi5-Sfr1 complex
Source: RefSeq, a predicted model, not a curated record